Mesorhabditis spiculigera is the source of this 450-nucleotide messenger RNA. NCBI's taxonomy places the organism in Eukaryota, Metazoa, Nematoda, Chromadorea, Rhabditida, Rhabditidae. The record is from the annotation of a GenBank genome assembly.
AUGUCUGCCCGCCAUUCGGUGCUCCUCGCGCUGGCCCUACUCGUUGUCCACCUAAGGGUCUCCCACGCCGUCAAGUGCUACAGGUGCACCAGCAAACCCGAUGGCCCCGACGACGAUCCCGAAGAUUGGCCCCGUUAUCAUCCGGACUGUAUGCAGGGCAGCAAGGACUUGCCGACCUGCGAGACAAGCGGUCCUUGCCGCACGUACAUGCUAACCGAUCCGAAUCGGAGGAGCUUGCGCAGAAGCUGCUUCCCUAGCGAGCUUCAGGUCUCCCUGGGCUGCCGCCGUGAAAAAGUGGAACAGUACCACGAAACGACAUGGGAAUGCUACUGUAACAGCGAUCUGUGCAACAAUUUGGAUGACGCCUCGCUGAAGGCCAAGGCGGCCACCUCAUCCGUCCCGUACCUCAUCGCCAUCGCCGUCGUCGGCGCCAAGCUGAUCGCCUUUUUC